Thamnophis elegans (Western terrestrial garter snake) is the source of this 1700-nucleotide messenger RNA. It is a transcript of the gene TMEM33, whose product is annotated as transmembrane protein 33. Bases 133 to 891 code for a protein of 252 amino acids. The record is from RefSeq and is a predicted model, not a curated record. Gene Ontology annotation, biological process: membrane organization; endoplasmic reticulum tubular network organization. The transcript is spliced from 7 exons. Lineage: Eukaryota; Metazoa; Chordata; Lepidosauria; Squamata; Natricidae. Gene Ontology annotation, cellular component: endoplasmic reticulum; membrane.
UCACGCGCCUGCGCAGAAGCGGCCGCCUUUCACCACCACCCCCCUCAGCGUCGCUCCGGCUUCCCUCGCGGUUCGGCCUUCCAGCUUCUCCCCCCUCCUUCGUCGAGCCAGCCAAGCCGGGCGUCGUCGGCCAUGGCGGACACGACGCAGAACGGGCCCAUGCAAGGCGGCGGCGCCGGCGGCGGAGCGGUGCAAUUUCUGAUGAGUAACAAGUUGGACACGGCAAUGUGGCUUUUUCGGAUAUUCACAAUUUAUUGUUCAGCUUUAUUUGUCCUUCCGCUUCUAGGGUUGCACGAAGCAGCGAGCUUUUACCAGAGGGCUUUGUUGGCGAAUGCGCUCACCAGCGCCCUGCGUCUCCACCAACGGCUGCCACAUUUCCAGCUAAGCCGGGCGUUCCUAUCCCAAGCCUUGUUGGAAGACAGUUGCCACUACCUUCUCUAUUCCCUCAUCUUCGUCAAUUCUUACCCCGUCACAAUGAGCAUUUUCCCCGUCCUGCUGUUUUCGUUGCUUCAUGCUGUGACCUACACGAAGAAAGUCCUUGAUGCCCGGGGCUCAAAUAGCCUUCCUUUUCUCAGAAAUCUGUUAGACAAAUUGAAUGCUAAUCAGCAAAACAUCUUAAAAUUUAUUGCCUGCAACGAAAUCUUCUUGAUGCCAGCUACUGUGUUUAUGCUUUUCAGCGGCCAAGGAAGCUUGUUGCAGCCUUUCAUUUACUACAGAUUUCUUACCCUCCGUUACUCUUCUCGCAGAAAUCCUUACUGCCGGACCCUCUUCACGGAACUGAGGAUCGUGGUUGAGCAUGUCAUCAUGAAACCUUCGUGCCCCCUGUUCCUGCGAAGGCUCUGCGCCAGCAGCAUUUCUUUUAUAACCAGAUUGGCCCCCACGAUGGCGUAGCCCGGCCUGGAAAUCCCGCGUGCAUCUCUCUCUCUCUCUCUCUCUCUGUCUCUCUUCCUCUCUAACGAACAUUUUGAGCAGCUGGAAUUUCUGCUGGUGAUUUAUAUAAAUUCAGGAUCUCUGUCAAGGUUGUAUAGAAGUGGUUCCUGCCAAGAAUCUGUUUUUGUGGAGUGUAUCUAAUCUAUAUGGGUUGUUUUAUUUUGUUUUUUUUGUUUUAAAGUCUUGUUUUUCUUUCCUCGAGCCGAUGUUUUUCUGUGUUUUGCGGACGAUGAGCGUCUCUCACUCUGGGCAAAAUUUCAUUUAUAGGUGAGCAUCUUAUCUGUGUCGUACAAUACGGUUUUCUGUGUCGUGCGUCUCAUUCACCCCCAAGGCAAAAUGUUUCUUCAAAGCAAGAAACCAAGAUGCCAAGGCUGCACGGUCCGGAUUGUGCCUAACGAGCUACGGUUUUGGCACUCCUUGGGCUUCGCAUUCGAAACACCUUCCUACACGGUACUUUCGGGUCAGUAUUCCUGCGGGGAAUAAAUGCAAGUCCAUUAAAUCAUCCCACUCAAACCCCAAUCAGUUCCGAACACGAACAAUCGGGCUAAACAUUUAAACGGUGUCUUUCUGAUUUGUUUUCAAAUGCUUUUGGAAUGGAAACCCGUCGCCCUCUCUCCAGCGAUAUCUUUAUUUUAUUUUAUUUUUCUCGGUGCAAUAUUCCUUUUCCGCUACCCGAAUGCCCUCUUGACUUCGGCUCGCUUCUGAAACUGGGAUUCUUAAAAUGCCAAUCUGUGACACCUUGGAAUAAAUAAAGAUGGAUGUUGUGUUUA